UUUUAUUUAAUCCGUUCGGAAGGAAUGUCACAACACUGUAGCGUGAUGUGGUUCUCCAAAAAGCAAAAACGAAGGCGGGAAAAACAAUCAGCUGAGACCACAAACUGUAUUGUCCAUGUGCCCUAAAAGUGAAACCUAUACAUCAUUUAUUUAAUUCAGGCUUUUAAAGGGAGUCCUCCUGAAAUUUGGAUCCGGCAGUAAGCAUUCAUUUUCUGAAUACUAGUUUCUAGAUACUAUCAUGAAAAUAGAGCUUGUUGGUGGUGGUGAGGCCACCUGCAAUCUAGUCAAUGUUAAAGUAGAACCUGUGGCACCAAACCCAGAACAAGAAUCCAGCAGUGAUUCAAGUAGCAGAAACACAACACCAGUGGAAGAAGAAGCUAAGCCAGUACUUGAGCAAGUUAAAACAAAAACAAGGGGAGUUAAAGUCAGGUAUGCCUUUGAUGAUGCUGCAGCCAUUGGUGAGGAUGACGAUUUCCUUCCCUCUGGCAACUCAAAAAAGAAACGAAGAACUACUAGCAGGCAUGCCAAAGCAGAAUUGCCGGAUAUUGGUGGCUAUAGGCCAUCCAAGAAGAAAAGGAUCAAUCGUAAAGAUCCUAACCGUUGCCAUGUGUGUCGUCAAAGAUUUGAUGAUCCAAACCUGAAAUAUUUCCCUGGUCCACCUGCUGAUGCUAUUGAAGAAAUUAUAGCUCUAACUGAUCCAUCACUGAGUUUAUUCACUGGUGAAGAAGAAUACAUGUCAGAGUUAGACCAAAGGCCCAUUCUGAAGCUAACGCAGUUCGGCAUUUACGACGAACCUGGUCAUUUGUGCCAUUUAGACGGUGGUGCAAUCGAAGCUAACCAUUUGCUGUACGCUUACGGUUACGUUAAGCCCGUUUGGAAUGAUAAUCCUGGCACAGAUGGAGGUAUUGCGACGAAAGAAAUUGGACCAAUCAACGAGUGGUUCAUUAGUGGCUUCGAUGGCGGAGAGAAAGCCAUCAUGUGUUUUGCCACGUCAUAUGCUGAUUACUAUUUGAUGGCUGCAUCAGAAUUGUACGAACCCAUAAUGAACGAGUUGGAGGAAAAAAUCUUCCUCAGCAAGACCGUCAUCGAACUCUUGAUCGAGGAAGACAAUGCCGAGUAUGAAGAUCUACUUACGAAAUUGCAAAAUUCUUUGAUGCCCAAUGGCACACGUGUUUCGGAAGAUUCCCUUCUGCGCUAUGCUGAAUUUGUCUGCGAUCGCGUAUACCAUUUCGACGCUGCUGGAGCGGAAGACGAGCCACCACUUAUUCUCAGCCCGUGCAUGCGCACCUUAAUUCAGUUAUCUGGUAUUACUCUUGGUAAAAGAAGAGCCACGCGAAAAUUGGAGAAGAGGCGUCAACCAAAAGCCAAAAAAGGGCCCAACUGGACGAAAGCCACGACUACGCCAUUAGUUGGUUACGUCUUCGAAAGCUUUUUUCGUGAUCAGAUGGAUCAAGGUGAAGACAAAUUCGGACCCACCUCAGCCCCUCGCCGCACCCGCUGCGGUAUUUGCGAAGCUUGUCAGCAAACAGACUGCGGUAAAUGCAAUUUCUGUCGAGACAUGGUGAAAUUUGGCGGUUCAGGUCGUAGCAAACAAAGUUGCGCUUUACGUAAGUGUCCAAAUAGGGCUGUUCAAGUGGCCGAUGAUGAUGACGAGCUGGACGCUGUCCUUGAUUCGGAAAUUGAGGUGGUGAGCCUUGAUGUCGACCACAAGAAGCCAGUGAAACGCCACGCCUACGAUAUUGAAUGGGACGGACCUGAACUGAAAGUUGUCGAUGGUUUAACUUUCUAUUCAGCUGCGAUCGUUAACGGUGACAUGCGCGUCUUCUCUGGUGGCCACGUUACCAUCGAGCCAGAUGACCCUAGUAUACCCAUGUACAUUGCCGAAGUGGUCGCAUUAUGGGAAGAUGGUAAGAGCGGAGAACAAUUCUUGCAUGCCCGAUGGUUCUGCCGCGGAACUGAUACCGUUCUCGGAGAAACAUCUGACGACCCCAGAGAACUUGUUUUGAUUGAAGAUUGCGAAGAUCUACUUUUGUCUGCUGUCGUUAAGGUAGUUAACGUCAAGUACAAACAACCUGAUCCUAUCAAAUGGAAAGCAGAAGGUGGGUCAGAUGAUCCAUCUUUAUUCCAAACAGAAGACGAUCAUUCCGAUACUACCUUUUGGUAUCGCUAUCUCUAUCACGGCCGGACGGGGCGCUUCGAAGAUCCACCCGAAUGCCCGGAUGUAGUAAACAAUAACAAAGGUUGUUACUGCUGUGAUCGUCUGGAUCGUAUCCGCCAACGUGACUGUGCCAAAUUAGGGAACAAAUUGGAUUCUGGCGGUUUUGAUAGCGUUGCCUGGCAUGAAAUGGACAUCAAAGUCGGUGAUGCUGUCUUCCUGGAACCUGGUGCUUACGUCAUGCGAGGUCCGGAUGGCCUUGUUGUUAAAAAGGAAAAAAUUGAUCCAGAAGAAGAAGAAGAAGGCUUUGGGGAUGAUUACGACGAAGAGUAUUACCCAGAAAAGUAUCGAAAAACAGAUAACAUCAAGGGGUCAAAUAAUGACACACCUGAUCCGUUCUGCAUUGGCUAUGUUGUUGGUGUCGUUUACAAUGGAAUCAUCCACAACAAUUUGAAUGCUCGUGAAGUUUGUUUGAAAGUUAAGCGUAUCUAUCGCCCAGCAGACACCCAUUUGGGUCGCGAUGCAGGUUUUCGCUCUGACUGGAAUUUGGUCUACUGGUCGGAUGAGAUACAUAAUAUGGAAUUAUCCAAGGUUGUAGACAAGUGUGUCCUUGUGUGCAGUACUGCCAUUGAUGAACCCAUCGAAGAGUUUGUCCGUUCUGGGCCUAAUCGCAUGUAUUUCAAUAAGGCCUACAACCCGGCUGAGCGGGAAUUUGAGCCGCCGCCUGUUGAAGCUGAGCGAAUAGGCUCCAGUUCUAAAGGUAAAGGUGGAAAGUCGCUCAAAAGUGCAAAAACAAUUCAACCACUAUACCCGUCAUAUCCUAAAAUUGAGCCGCUCAAGACACUGGACAUUUUUGCCGGUUGCGGCGGAUUAUCCGAAGGCCUACACCAGUCGGGCGUAGCGAAGACCUACUGGGCUAUUGAGUCUGAGCCUACGGCAGCCCAAGCUUUCCGGCUUAAUAAUCCUGACGCUGCCGUCUUUACUGAUGAUUGCAACACUAUCCUGAAAAUGGCAAUUGAUGGCCAUUUGGAACAAAAUGGACAAUUGCUUCCACCAAAAAAUGGCGUCGAAUUGCUUUGUGGAGGUCCACCUUGUCAAGGUUUCAGCGGCAUGAAUCGCUUCAAUUCUCGACAAUAUUCAUCAUUCCGUAACUCUUUAAUUGUAUCUUACUUGAGUUACUGUGACUACUAUCGCCCGCGAUUCUUUAUCCUGGAGAAUGUGCGCAACUUUGUUUCAUUCAAGCGUAACAUGGUGCUGAAACUAACGAUGCGCUGCCUCGUUCGCAUGGGCUAUCAAUGCACCUUUGGAGUUCUACAAGCCGGCAACUACGGUGUGUCUCAGACGAGGCGACGAGCUUUUAUUUUAGCAGCUGCACCCGGUGAAAAGCUUCCUUUGUAUCCCGAGCCUACCCACGUCUUCAGCCGCCGAGGGUGCCAACUAUCUGUAGCUGUGGGCCGCGAUAAGUUUUACUCAAAUUGCCGCUGGCUGUUAUCCGCUCCAUAUCGCACCGUCACUGUUCGUGACGCCAUGUCUGAUUUACCUGAAAUCCCUAACGGAGCUAAACAGGAAGAAAUAUCGUACGGAGGUGAUCCGCAAUCCCAUUUUCAGCGCUGGAUGCGUGGUACAGAUUCAGAAUCUUCCGGCGUCCUUCGGGAUCACAUUUGCAAAGAUAUGGCGCCAUUAGUGGAAGCCCGUAUAGCUUUCAUUCCGUCCAAACCGGGCUCGGAUUGGCGUGAUUUACCCAAUACGGAAGUACGGCUGAAAGAUGGCGUUUCGACUGUCAAACUUCGUUAUACACAUGAAGACAAGAACGGUCGAUCUUCAAGCGGCGCAAUGCGAGGUGUUUGCUCGUGCGCUGAAAGCCGACAGUGUGAUCCAUUAGACAAGCAGCACAACACAUUAAUUCCGUGGUGUCUUCCGCAUACUGGAAACCGCCAUAACCAUUGGGCUGGACUGUAUGGUCGUCUCGAAUGGGAUGGAUUUUUUUCAACUACUAUUACUAACCCAGAGCCCAUGGGCAAACAGGGUCGUGUGUUGCAUCCGGAGCAGCACCGCGUAGUUAGUGUACGCGAGUGUGCUCGCUCGCAAGGUUUUCCAGAUUCGUACCGCUUCUUUGGAAACAUUACUGACAAACAUAGACAAGUAGGUAAUGCUGUGCCACCCCCACUGGCCCGAGCUAUUGGCCUGGAAAUCCGCAAAUGUGUUUUUGAAACCGACUCGAAAAAGAAAAAAGAGCCCCUCACAGUCGUCGAGAUUUAAACCCCGUUUUUCGUUAAAUUGUUUUAUUUAUGGUGCCUUUUACGCAGUUUUUGUCGAAAACACGUCCUCCAUUUUAGAUAUUAGCCAAUGCCUACUGAUAGUAGUCCUUCGCUUAUUAUUUUAUUAUUAUUUUUUUUUUACAAAUUAAGCCACAUUUUGUGAAUUUUCUUUUUAAUUUUCAAAGUGUGUAUGGAUUUCUUCUCAUGUAAUAUUAAUUAUCAGAAUUGA
This is a messenger RNA of Daphnia magna, 4642 nucleotides long. Its product is annotated as DNA (cytosine-5)-methyltransferase 1. Bases 239 to 4414 code for a protein of 1391 amino acids. NCBI's taxonomy places the organism in Eukaryota, Metazoa, Arthropoda, Branchiopoda, Diplostraca, Daphniidae. The record is from RefSeq and is a predicted model, not a curated record. The transcript has 7 exons. Gene Ontology annotation, molecular function: chromatin binding; DNA (cytosine-5-)-methyltransferase activity; DNA binding. Gene Ontology annotation, cellular component: nucleus.